Penicillium canariense is the source of this 1716-nucleotide messenger RNA. It is a transcript of the gene ptcG, whose product is annotated as type 2C protein phosphatase PTC1. NCBI's taxonomy places the organism in Eukaryota, Fungi, Ascomycota, Eurotiomycetes, Eurotiales, Aspergillaceae. The coding region runs from base 1 to 1716 and encodes 571 amino acids. Gene Ontology annotation, molecular function: cation binding; protein serine/threonine phosphatase activity. The transcript is spliced from 2 exons. The record is from RefSeq and is a predicted model, not a curated record. Gene Ontology annotation, biological process: protein dephosphorylation.
AUGUUCAGUGGCUCCUCGAGCCCACCCAAAGACAAGACCGACGCCGCCCCAGUUCCCGGAAUUGAAACGAGCACCCUGAGCAUCCAGCCCGAAAACGCCAGUCCCCGCGACAAGAGGUUCACCCCUCCCGGCGCCGGAUUCUUUAGCCGUCGGCAGAGCGACCAGGAGGGUCCCGCAGGUGAUAAGAAGCGUCGCAGUAGUACUGUCACUAAAGCGGCGAGCUUCUUCAGCAACGCCAAAAACUCACUGAGUCUGAACGGUACGCGCGAGUCUUUCUCGGCCAUCAGUACUAGUCCGUCAGGUUCAGAGAGCCCCCUCCAACGGCUGGGCAAGAUGGACCCGGCUCUGAGCGUCCCGCAAGGGUCCCUUAACAACUCUGCUGGAGAAUCGGUACCAACACCGCGAUCAUCCUUCCGCGUGGGUGUGACAGAAGACCGGAACCGAAAAUGCCGCCGUACUAUGGAAGAUACACAUGCCUACCUCUACAACUUUCUCGGUACUCCCUCCCCCACAGCGCCUGGCCUAAACGGCAAUGACCCUGCCGGGACCGCGAGCGAGUCACAGGCGUCGGAAGAUUCGUCAAGCGUGGUAGAAACAGACAAUGGCUACUUUGCGAUCUUUGAUGGGCAUGCUGGCACCUUCGCGGCAGAGUGGUGCGGCAAGAAGCUGCAUUUGAUUCUCGAGGAGAUCAUGCGAAAGAGCCCGAGCACCCCUGUUCCCGAACUUCUCGACCAGACGUUUACCAGCGUCGACCAGCAGCUGGAGAAGCUGCCCCUCAAGAACAGCGGGUGUACGGCCGUUACUGCUGUACUCCGCUGGGAGGACCGUGUGCCCAGCUCACAAUCGGCCACUGGAUCAGCUGGUCUUGCUUCUGCGGCCGCGGCCGCUGCGGGCAAGAGCGACGCCAACUCCAGCGCCAAUGAUACUCCGACCCAAGACACGCCCUCUGGAUCGAUUUCCAAGUUGCAGGAGAAGGCCCAGCGCCAUCGCGUUCUGUACACGGCUAACGUUGGCGAUGCGCGCAUCGUGUUGUGCCGCAGCGGCAAGGCCCUACGUUUGUCAUACGAUCACAAGGGCAGUGACGAGAACGAAGGCAAGAGGAUUUCCAACGCUGGCGGCUUGAUCCUCAACAACCGCGUCAACGGUGUGCUUGCAGUCACUCGUGCCCUUGGUGAUGCCUAUCUCAAGGAUUUGGUCACCGGGCACCCGUACACAACCGAGACUGUCAUCCAGCCUGAUGCAGAUGAGUUUAUCAUUUUGGCCUGCGACGGGUUGUGGGAUGUUUGCAGCGACCAGGAAGCCGUUGAUCUGAUUCGCAGAGUACAGGAUGCCCAGCAUGCGUCCAAGAUCCUCGUCGACCAUGCCCUCGCGCGUUUCAGCACUGAUAACCUCUCUUGUAUGGUUAUCCGGCUUGAUUCAACCCGGCAUAAGAAAGUCGUCAACAACAAGACGGAGCUGAUUGGUGUAGAUGGUGACCCGGCUACGAAUGUGGCUCGCGGUGUGAGUGAAGCUGAUAAGAUCGUGGAGGGAGCGCGGAGAAGCAUGGCCGAUGCAGGAAUAAAUGAUCCAGAAUCUGCUGAAAAGGCUGGUCAAGAGAUCCUUCAGAAAAUGGCCAGCAGUGACCAAGAGCUUGGGCCCGAGGUGUCCACCUCGUAUCACGAUCUCCCAUCAGUGGAUAUUCUGAGCUCGACGAAUGGCCCCCGGGAAACCAAGUGA